This is a messenger RNA of Rosa chinensis, 1594 nucleotides long. Its product is annotated as thiosulfate/3-mercaptopyruvate sulfurtransferase 1, mitochondrial. NCBI's taxonomy places the organism in Eukaryota, Viridiplantae, Streptophyta, Magnoliopsida, Rosales, Rosaceae. Gene Ontology annotation, cellular component: mitochondrion. Gene Ontology annotation, molecular function: thiosulfate-cyanide sulfurtransferase activity. Gene Ontology annotation, biological process: transsulfuration. The record is from RefSeq and is a predicted model, not a curated record.
UAAGCAGCUGGAGAUAAAACCCAAACUACUCGACUCCACAGCAGACGACGCAGGAUAACCCCUUUUGGCAUUUUUUCACUCUCACUUUGAUCCUCGAUAGAGUUCUGAAAAGCCAAAACCCUUUAAUUCUAUGGUCUUCUGAGUGAAUGGCUUCAGCUCUUUUUGCAAGGACUCUUUUGGGUCAUCGCCUUUUUCACUCUUCUGCACACUCUCUCUCUCCAAAGCCCCAAAUCCUCACUUCCCUGCUCAAUAAAAGAUCAGAUCUCUUGCGAGCUGACUCUUCCUAUACAAAAUAUAGAGUAUCUGGUUUAAUACCUCGUGCUAUGGCUUCAUCAGUAGCUGGGGCAACAGCAGAUUUUUUAACCUCGGCAUCUACAAAUGAGCCUGUUGUUUCUGUUGAUUGGCUCCAUGCUAAUCUCAAGGAGCCUGACCUUAAGGUUGUGGAUGCGUCUUGGUACAUGCCUGAUGAGCAAAGGAAUCCGAUUCAAGAGUAUCAGGUUGCUCAUAUUCCUGGUGCCCUUUUCUUUGACGUAGAUGGAAUAUCGGAUCGCACAACAAAAUUACCACUUAUGUUACCAUCUGAGGAGACCUUUGCUGCUGCUGUUUCUGCUCUUGGCAUUGAGAACAAAGACGAUCUAGUUGUGUAUGAUGGGAAAGGGCUUUUUAGUGCAGCUUGUGUGUGGUGGAUGUUCUGAGUGUUUGGCCAUAAUAAGGUCUGGGUUUUAGAUGGAGGCUUGCCAAGAUGGCGUGCAUCUGGAUAUGACGUUGAAUCUAGUGCUUCUGGCAAUGCGAUUUUGAAAGCUAGUGCUGCCAGUGAGGCAAUGGAGAAAGUAUAUAAGGGACAGCCAGUUGGUCCAACCACAUUUCAGACUAAAUUUCAGCCACAUCUUGCCUGGAAUCUUGAGCAGACUUCAUGUGAACUUGGAGAGCUUAUGUCGAGCUGUAAAGCCUGUAGGAACUUGAAUCAUCUGGAUUUUGGAGCUCAUAGAAGAUGGAUGACCUCAAAGAGCGGCUGCUUGCACCAAAAGUUCCAAAACCUGCAUCUCCUAUAAUCCUUCGGGAAUCAUCUUAUCAAACAUCGACCUUUGGAAGGCUACCUUUUCAAGGUGUCGAUGUUCUGGGCUUGAAGAAGCGAGGCCAAGGUUUUUUUUGUGGAGUAGAGGCUGAGAAGAGGAGGAUGGCGAUGAUGGAGAAAGUAGGGGCUUAGAAGAGGAGGAUGGCGAUGGUGGAGCACAGGCCAAAUGACGUUGGAUUAGCCCUUAAAAUGACUUUUUUUUGUUCUGAUUUUUUUGUCUUGAAAUUACCAUUUUAGCCCUUAUAGUGGGCCCCCAACGUCAGAUAUAACGUCCAAUUUGGACGGAACUCAAGAAAUUGGACACGGGUGAUGAAAUUGAAAAGUAUGAGGGUGUUACUGUUUAAAUUGAAACUAUAGGGACUAACAUGAUGUCGACCCCAAACCUCAAGGUUAAACUGAAAUUAGUCCAAAAGAUUACUGUAACUCGCAAUAUUGUGCUUGCUCAUCUGGACUAUUGCUCAUUCACAAGAAAACAUGUGCUCUGUGUAGUUACUGCGAUGGUGAAUGUGUUCCUAUCAU